AUGGAGCUAGACUGUGCAAAAAGGGACGGUGCACUGGCAGGACUUAGAGUCCUUGGCGAGCCCAUUUACCUCAAGCCAAUUAUAUCGAAACUUCCAGGAGACAUUCAAGGUAGAUGGCAGAGGCAUGCCUUUCACCACAUGAAUGACCAUAAAGUGGAUUAUCCUUCCUUCGCUGAAUUUGUUAGCUUUAUUGAACUGGUCUCCAGAGAUGCCCUCGAAGGUGACCAGCCAGACGAGAGAAAUCGGGGUAGACCGAGACAGUCAUAUAAGACUGACAUACCAGAUUCCGGCCAGGGGACCAAAUCUUCUGACCCCAGCCAUUGGUGUGUAGUUCUCCGGAGACCACACCCCCUCAACCAAUGCCGUGCCUUCCGAGCCAAACCAAUCAACCAACGAAAAAGUUUGUUAAAGCAAUACGGUAUAUGUUACCGAUGCCUUGCUUCAAGUAGUCACAUGGCAAAGGACUGUAAGACUCCAGUCAAGUGCAUCGAAUGCCAUAGUGAUAAACACAUAGCAGCCCUUCAUGCAGGAGGACCACCGGCAUUAGGAAAGCCAAACGAAAGCAAGGACAACACUAAUGGGAACAUGGACAAUUCCCACACCACAG
Molecule: messenger RNA, 607 nt
Organism: Paramuricea clavata
Lineage: Eukaryota; Metazoa; Cnidaria; Anthozoa; Malacalcyonacea; Plexauridae
Source: the annotation of a GenBank genome assembly